AAGGAAUCGAUCGAUUACUAUCAGCGAUAUGGCAACGAGUAUAAAUUGACGGGUCGUUUGAUGUAGAGGCCCAUAUUAUAUCUCCUGUCCAGCUCCAAAAUGAAAUUCUUCGCGAUCCUAGUCCUGAUUUUCGUGUGCCUCGCUGUCGCUGCGGAGGCCCAGACGACGAAAAAGCCCAAACCGACGACUGCGCCCAAACCGACUGCCAAGCCCAAACCGACUGCUGGACCUAAACCGACUGCUAAACCCAAGCCAACGGCUGGACCUAAACCCACCGCUAAACCCAAACCAACUGCUAAGCCAAAACCAACUGCUGGACCCAAGCCAACGGCUAAGCCCAAGCCAACAGCUAAGCCCAAGCCCACCAAGAAACCAUAAGCUGUGAGGCUAUGGCAGCCCCCAAGAAUAAUUGAAGAGCUGACCGCCGAAGAAGAUCUAAUAGAAAUUAUUGCAAACUAUUAAAAAAACUGGGCAUGAUUAUUUAACUGUAUCAUUAGUUGGGAAUAAUUACGUACAUUUGCUGUUAUUAAUUGGAAAAGAAUCAGCCUAAAAUAAAAUGAUUGCCCCAA
Molecule: messenger RNA, 569 nt
Organism: Daphnia pulicaria
Lineage: Eukaryota; Metazoa; Arthropoda; Branchiopoda; Diplostraca; Daphniidae
Product: alpha carbonic anhydrase 8-like
Exons: 2
Coding region: 100-378 (92 amino acids)
Source: RefSeq, a predicted model, not a curated record